Sodiomyces alkalinus F11 is the source of this 1077-nucleotide messenger RNA. RefSeq lists its product as hypothetical. The record is from RefSeq and is a predicted model, not a curated record. Lineage: Eukaryota; Fungi; Ascomycota; Sordariomycetes; Glomerellales; Plectosphaerellaceae. The transcript has a single exon. The coding region runs from base 198 to 908 and encodes 236 amino acids.
GACGGCAGGAUCCACUUUCUGGAUUAGUCACUUGCCGUUCCGUAGACGUACUUUAUAUGCUUCGUACCUGUCUAGACUUCACGAACUUGCAACUUGGGGACGAAGCGAAGAUCAAUUUCGCCCAACCGAGGCUCAGUCGGCCAUUGAGAAAAGCCUUGUAAUUACACCCUUCUCCCUUCUCCAUGAAAUAGAAAUGGAUGUGCAUUGCCAUCCACUUCCGUCACGACUUCAUUCCUAGCCUGCUCGGCAGUCAGGUUGCUACUUGGCCGCUUGCCUCCUCCUCGUCGACUUGCCCACGUCAGCUCGCCGGCGCCGACUCCCUCGAGCGAACCGAUCGAUCGCCCUCUCACGCAAUCUCUUCUGGCCCCCCAUCCUCCGCUAUCCACAAUGCUCACGACAAAACCACACCUCCUCGUCCGCCGACCUUCCCCGACAACGGCCGAAUACACCGUCACCACAGCUCCCGCGCCGACCCUGCCCUACCGUCUUAUCCUCCUCUCUCUCUUCCCCCUCCGCCUGUUCGCCGGCGUAACGGCCCUCCUUCUCCUCCUGUCCAAAUACCGUCUUCAUAUUCCGGACACAACCUCCUUUCCAGGGCCUCCUUUCCCCUUUCCCUGGGGAGACACCCUUCGAUCCGCGUUAGGAGCCGUCGUCCUCUCCCCGCCGGGACUCCUCGCCUCCCGCGCCGCUGCCGCGAUUCCCACGCUCGUGCUGAUUCCGUUCGCGGCUAUACUCCUCUAUCUCGCGCUCCGUCGGCUCCAUGUCACGGAAUGCCUUCUCGUUCUGCGCGGGCUGGGGGUGCAGACGAGUUCUUCCGGGGGGACGUAUCUCUCUCGGAAGGCCACGCGGUUUAUACCCACGGAAAAGAUCCGCGACGUACUCAUCAACGAGGCUUUUCGCGGGUUUGAGGUGCGGCAUUAUCUUGUUGUCGUUGUCGAAGGGGAGGAGGAUGUUGUUGUGGUGUUCCCACGCUUGUUACCCAGGCGGCAUAUUGUAGAGACGGUCUGGAGGGGAGUGCGUGGGUGUCUCCAUGAGGGUGAGGAAGGGAAGAGCUGAUGGUGAUGAUGGGUCUAUUGG